Molecule: messenger RNA, 5711 nt
Organism: Schistosoma haematobium
Lineage: Eukaryota; Metazoa; Platyhelminthes; Trematoda; Strigeidida; Schistosomatidae
Exons: 3
Coding region: 4000-4422 (140 amino acids)
Molecular function (GO): S-adenosylmethionine-dependent methyltransferase activity
Source: RefSeq, a predicted model, not a curated record
GUUUAUGCGAAAAGUUUAAUGGUUGAGAAAUGAAUGCCGAUGUCAUUAAGAUAAAUUCACAUCACAUCAAAUGUUUAGUUGAAUCAUUCAUUUGUAAUUGUGUAUAAUCAGAAUGAACAAGCCCUUUCACUUAUUGGUGUAGAUAUGUGUUGUUUAUUACAUUCGAGUUUAAUACUCUACGAUUUCCUUCACUAUAUGGUAGAGUAUAUGUGCUGUUCAGACUUGACCGUGUCAGGUCAGGCUAUUAAUUUCAUAAGUUUCGCAAUGGUUAGUUAUGUAGGCCGUACUACUAUUAGAUUUGUUUGGUGUAGAUGACUUCAGUGCUCUGAUGCGUUUCUGCUUUUAUAUCACAGUUUGUUCAUUUAAAAAAGAUUUGGCGAACUAUACAAAUAGUUUAAAAAAUCUGGAAGUGCACAUUGUGAAUUAAAGGCUGAGACGGUCCGUCAACCGGAAGAUUAUACAGUAUCUUAGAUCUCUGUUAUGAACAUCGUUUAAAACUAUUUUAUUAGUAUGAAUUGAAGUUAAUCAGUGUGUAUUUUCCCGUAAAAUAGUAUAAUAUCAAUAAGUUCACUUCGUAUAAAAUGAUUACGAAUUCCUAUUUAUAUGACUGUUACCGAACAUGUGACAUUAGUAUUUUGUUUGCAAUACAAGUUAGUCACAGGGCUAUAAGACAACGGAAACAUGAACUCGAAAAAAAUAGGAAGGUUAUGAAUCCUUCCGGUUAGUUGCUGUUUUAUACAAAAAUUUGAGACUAAAUUCAUGUAGUCAUCAUGAUAUCGUGCUACAGUCAUUUCUGUUUAGUCCCAUAUAAAAUUAACUAAUCAGCACUGGAAAUUUCAAUACUCCAACUAUAUAUAUAUAUAAGAUUUCUCUAUUGUCCCAUGAGUUUAUUAAUGAUAGAAAUAAUAAGCCUAAGCAUGUAGAAAAUUACGAUAUAGUGGGAAACCGAAUAACAAAUUUGUAACUAAUUGAAUUUUGUGUUAAGUGUUAAUGUAGGGAUAAGCCACUUAAGAUCGAGAGCGCUGUUACAAGGCUUUUGGGCAAAACUUAAAAAUGGAUGACUUUUACUGGUAAGAACAUGGGCUUGAAAUAACCAAACAACUUUCAACUGGUCCUUAACCAAUCAGGAAAUAGCUUAUGCAAUUGAAUGGUUUGGGGAAAAGAAAAGAACAAUAUUGCAAAACAUAAGCAAAUUAUACAUAAACACUGAAUUUAAUAAAGUUAUCCAAAGGUUCUGUCUGUAAAUUGAGAAGAUAAAGUCACAAAUUCGUCAGUAUGCGUGUAGGAUAUCCGUCUUCUAUAAACCUCACAAGGACGCAAAAAGUUCUUUAAGAGUCCUCAUAUUAUCUAUGGUUAGAGUUAUAUAUUCAGAACCGGAGACUUAAGGUUCAGUGCGGAAAAUGUAGUUGAAUUUAGGAACUGGACUUAUAUGAAAUAUAAGAUAAAAGUCAUUUUCGGAUUUUGCGCAAAUCUUAACAGUUUUCCCGAUUUUGAUUGACUCUUCCGUAUGUUAUACUUUUACCAUAUACUCUUGCCAAUAUUAAUUUACGAAAGACAAAUUGUAUAUCAAAAAUUAACGUCCUAAAUAAAAGCUUACAAUUAAGAGUACACAAAGAAUACCUUAAAGCAGUUAAUAAGCACACACCAAAAAUUCAGAUGCUGAAGCAUCAGAGAAUAGCUUGCCAAGUUCCUCAAUUUCGCCUGUUCUUGUACUAGUAGAUUCGUUUGCUCACAAAGGCAGUCAAAGUCAUCUGACCAUAAGCUUCAAUUCAAAUUAGUUUUGGGUUAAUUAAAAAUGUUAACUGAGUAGAAUGUGUUAUAUCUUCUGUUAUGUGGCAGCACUUAGCCAUUUGUUUGAAAAUAAUAGGUAACUAUGCGAAUCAUCGAAACUAACUACUCUUAUCACAUGUCUUGUCUUCCAGACAGAAUUUUCGCGAUUCAUACCUUAAAAAUGAAAAAAGGAUAAUGUUCGUUCAGUCUUCAAUGUGCGCUUGUAAAACGAAAUCUGAAACGGUUAAUUAAUUCAUUCAAAAUUAUCUUAACCCUCCUCCCCCCCUCUAUAAAAGCCAAAAUUAUCCUGUCAUGUAAAUAACAAUCUAGUGAGUACUAGUCAACUUCGGUGAAAAAAGGAAUAAUGGAUGAUUGACAGAGUCAUGUGUUGGAGUAGUAUUUUUCCUAUGGUGUUAGUUUUCUUACUUAAAACCUAUUAAAAGUAGAUAAUAAGUCCCGAUUACUGAUUUUGAUCUGGUAAAUGUAAAACUGACUAUAUUAUAUUGAGUAACCUUUUUUUCUCAAUUAGAUUCAUAUGUAUCUGAACAUAUUUAGUCUAGAUUGUUCAAAUUAACCUUGUUGACUAAAAUGAAUACUCUUCAGUUAUCCACGUAUGAAUAAAUAAAAAGAUGUCGUAUAUUUAUGAGAACCAUCUUUAUAGUAUAUACUUUUAUUCAAUUAGUUCUCAUUUAAUCAUGUUAUCUACUUAGUUCACCCAAUUUCGGUACAUAAGAAAAAGUUCUCUUUGCAAAAAACGGGGUACCCCAGCCGUUGUAUAUGUAGAAAAACUCUUCUUAUUGUGGACCAUCUUCAUAAAUGCUUCAUCUUGUUUUCAUAUUCUUGAGCAGAGUUCAAUUACUGAUCUAUUUCAAUAAGAACCUCACUUUAUCGAUUUGGACCACAUGUGAUCUGUUUCGUUUUAACCAGCCAAGUAUUAUAAUUUGUCUUAUACAUAAAAAAAACAAGUGGCUGAAAACUGAGUACAUAGACUUAAAUGCAUUUGAUUAUUACAUGAGAUUUAUGGUGUAAAUAUAUAUUAUCGACAUCAUUACCAAGGUUUGAAAUAAUAAUGUCAAAUAGAUUGAGUAUUGGGUUGAUUGUUACUUACUUACUUACUUACGCCUGUUACUCCCAAUGGAGCAUAUACCGCCAACCAGCAUUCUCCAACCCACUAAUAACCUACUAAUAUAUUUGUAAUAUCCCAUUGAGUAGAAAAAUUAGAUUUCCUGACGUUUCUUUACUCAUUCUUAGCCGAUUUUUUCAGAGAAUAAACAAAUUAAAGUAACCCAAGUUUAAAUAAUAAAAAGGGACAAAGCAAAAAUAUUUAUUACGAUCAAUCUAAAAAAAAUGUCAUGUCAUUCCAGUCAAUGCGAUUUUUUAUGAGAUAUACUUGUGUAUUUGUGUGUGUUAAUAAGUGAAAAAUAUGACAUUUGUAAUGUAAAAUAAUAGAGUGACAUUUGUAUGUUUGGUAAUCGUUUGAGAUGGUAGCUCGAAUAGAUGGUCCAAAUCAGUAGGAUAGUAAGUCCUUCAUUAGAACCUCCUCCUCCACAAAUGGACCCUUCCACGGUGUGGGCAACCGAGAAAUAAUAACUGCCCGCAUACCUCUAAUAGCACUCAAGAUCACUGUAUUCAUAAUCAAUCGCCCCUCUUCUUUCCUAUUGAGGACAGUAGGAUUUAGUAAUAUAUAGAAAGUUUCAUCUAUUCGCAUUUCUUUGUAGUUGGAAAAUUCUUUUUGUAUUAUUUUGUUAUAUUAUCCAAGAAUACUUUUACUAACACAUUUCAUUCAUUUCUUCUGAACUUAUUAUCUCCUUAGACUACUUAUAUACAUAUUUAAAAUAUAAAUUCUUGCUUUUAUUUUAAUCAUUAAAAUAGGCUAAUAGAUUACGUCAACAUUUCACUCAUCAAUUUUCGUGUAGUUUAAAGAAACCUAUACCUAAUUUAUAUUCAAGAUAUCUAUAUCAGUACAAAUUAAAAAAACAAAAUAAACUAUUAACCGCUGCAGCUAUUGAUGCAUGUAAUUUAAAACCUGGUGAUGAUGUAUUAGAAAUUGGAUUUGGACAAGGUUAUGGUAUUAAAUUAGCUGCUGAAUGCGUUGCUCCUGUUACAAUUAACCAUUGGAAAUCUUCACGAAUUAAAUUUAUACUAGAAAAUGCUUUUUCAACAUCAACUAUUAAAUCCAAUACAUUUAAAAAUGAUGGUCAUGUUUAUGGUGUUGAAAUUUCUGAAUAUAUGCUACAAAAAGCAAAAAGGAAACUAUGGCCUCUUACUAAAACUGAUUGCAUUGACUUACAAUUAAGAAGUGUAGAUCAUCUGCAUUAUCCACCUUCCUCAAUCAAUGCUUGUUUUCAUGUGAAUUGUUUUUACUUCUGGCCUUCGUUAACGUGUUGCUUACAAAAAAUUUGGAGAGUUCUACGUCCUAAUGGACGUCUUGUAACUACUUUUCAAAUAAAUCAGUUAAUUGAUUUACAUCAACGUGGAUGGUUUCAGUAUGGUAAUCCUGAUCCCUUACUUUAUGUGAUGGCAUUAGAAACAUGUGGAUUUAAUGAAAUUGAAUGGUUAAAACAACAAGCAAAUUUCAAUUUAAAUGAAACAUAUGAUUGUAUUAUCGCUCACAAACCACCCAUUCCAUUAUUAAGUGCUUCAAUCUCUUAGUAUGUAUAUUUCCUCACACUUUUCAUGUUACUUUCUUUUCAUAUCAUAAUUUAUACAUUAUGUAUAUACAUAUAUAGGCUUAAGUUUUUUCCUUUUUGAUAAUAAGGACUGGAUUUCAUAAUUCUUCACUAGUGCAUGUAUCACUCUGAACAGAUCGCUUCAGUAUUGCCAUUUAGUUCCAAGUUUUUCUAUAGUUAAAUAGCGGCUAGGAGUGAAAUCCAAAAGGUUUAUUUCGUUUUCUUUGGGAAUCAUAGGUGUUAGUUAUGUCCAUAACUAAGCAAUUAAAUCGUUGUUUAAGCGACCACCACAUCGAUCUGGUCUGAUGUGUCUGUAAACUGCCCUGUUUCAUGUGACCUACCAAUUGAAAGACAUUAUUAUCCUAUUAUAUUAAUGUGACUCAAUUUUACUCAUUUCGAUAAGACACGUAAUACUGGUUGGUAUGUUUGUGCGUUUCACUUAAUAACUGUAAUUUCCUUAAUUAUUGUACUAAUCUAAUUGUUUUUACGUUCAGAAACAGACAAAAUUUAAAGCCAAGUUGUCCUUGUUCUGACUAUAGCUUUCACAUAGACUCUGUGCUCGCCAGUAUCGCGUUUACGGUCCUAGUAGUAUAUCUGUAGGACAAAUUAAAUCCUACAAUAAGUUGGAUAUAUCUCCUUACCGAUGUCGAUGCCAACAAUGCGACUCGAAUGCAUUAUGUUUUUUUCUUCAAAAGUUAAUGUGUUAGAUAUUAAGCUACCGAAUCCUAAUAGCCACUGGCUUGCAUAACGUGUAUGAAUGUUUUUUGUAAGGGUUUACAUUUUCUCAAUGUUAAAAACUGGUUUCUCGUGUCAAUAUGGACGAACAUCAAUACUGAGUUGUAGAAGAAUCCAGCCGAAGAGUCCUAUUUAGAAAUAAACGCAUCUCCUAGAUCCCACUACUAGUCACAAUCCAAUUUUAUUAUACUUUCUUAUUUAAUUCUUGAACUUACUUUGACCUCACAUUUGAUAAGUGAUUUGCAUAGACAUGGGUUCAAAUCCUACAUGGGACAUUAGUUUUUUCAAAAUCCUAAAUAUGGCUUUGUAACAAAAUGCCAACUAGUACGUCACUUAUUUCUAAAAUCUUCGCCUAACCACCGCCUUCCAUUUUGUAGUUUACUCAGGACUCGAUCAAUCAUUGAUCAUUAGUGAAUUAGAAUACAUGAUUCCCAGCAUAGUUUUGAAAUUUACGGUUUUUAUUCCAUUUAUCUAAUGUCUAUAUUUACAAUCAUUUUGGAUAGUGAGUUUUUGUUUUUCAUUCAUUGAUAAAAUGAC